Condylura cristata (star-nosed mole) is the source of this 1104-nucleotide messenger RNA. Its product is annotated as melanoma-associated antigen 8-like. Gene Ontology annotation, cellular component: nucleus. NCBI's taxonomy places the organism in Eukaryota, Metazoa, Chordata, Mammalia, Eulipotyphla, Talpidae. The record is from RefSeq and is a predicted model, not a curated record. The transcript has 3 exons. Gene Ontology annotation, biological process: negative regulation of transcription by RNA polymerase II. Bases 1 to 1104 code for a protein of 367 amino acids.
AUGCAGGACCCUGGAGCUCUGGGCAAGUGUGGCCAGAUGAGGGGCCCUUGUUGCUGUGUUCUGCCUCAGGUUCUUGGGGUCAUCCCCCAGGAAGACAGGGGUGUCAUCAUGCCCAUGGACCAGAAGGAUGAGUUCAGCAAGCUUCAGGUAGACCAUCAGGAGCCAAGACAGGCCCACAACCUGCAGGAUGAGGCUUUCUUACAGCUGCCCUGGGCUGAGGAUGAAGAGGAGGUCACUUCCACCUCCUCCUCCUCUUCCACUGCCUCCUUUUCCUCCCCUGUCCUGUUCCAGGACUUCUCAGAGGAGGAGGCCGCUGCCUGGACUCUUAGUGCUCCCCAAAGCUCUCCCAGUGCCUACCCUAGGGCUCUGGCUGACACGCUAUGGAGCCAAUCCCAGGAGAACACCAGGAACCUGGGUGACGACGGGCCAGGCAUCUCGCAGGAGCUAGCAAGAGCCUGGGCCUCCUAUGAGGAAGAACUGCAUGAGAAAAUGGCUGACCUAGUAUGGUUCUUGCUGCUAAAAUACCGUACCAAAGAGCCAACCAGCAAGGCUGAGAUGCUGAUAGAAGUGCUCAGGAAUGACUACGAGCACUUCCCGGUGAUAUUUAGCCAUGCUUGCGAGUGUGUGCAACUGGUCUUUGGCCUUGAUGUGCAGGAGGCUGACCCCGGCAGCCAUUCGUAUGAACUGUCCAUCACCCUGGGCCUCACGUACGAUGGGCUGCUGAGCCCCGAGCAGACCAUGCCCAAGACAGGCCUGCUGGUCAUCGUCCUGGGCGUGAUCCUCCUCGAGGGGUACUGCACAUCUGAGGAGCACAUGUGGGAGACUCUUGGGGUGAUGGGAGUGUGCGCCGGCAGUGAGCACUUCAUAUACGGGGAGCCUCGCGAGCUCCUCACUGAAGAGUGGGUGCAGGAGCAAUAUCUUGAAUACCGGCAGGUUCCCCACUCUUAUCCCGCCCGCUACGUCUUUAUGUGGGGCCCCCGGGCUCAUGCUGAGACAAGCAUGAUGGAGGUCUUAGAGCGCUUCCUCAAGAUAAAUAGCUUGGAUUCCCGUUGCUUCCUCGCUUUUUCAGAAGAGGGUAUGGGCCAAGAGGAAAACGAACCCUGA